UUUGUCCACGUUUUUCCUCCAUAUUUGACAAUUGAAAGUGAUUGUCCAGCCCAGCAGAGCAAAACUGACAAACAAUUGAGAUCAUGAAUGGUCCCUUCUGGCAGCAGGUCUCCUCUGUAUAUCCCUGGUAAUGUUGCAAUCAGUGUACCUGCACUGUUAGCAGUACAGUACUGUGUCUUGGCCUGCAGGCUGUAAACAACCCUGUCUGCUGCGCUCCCUCCUCCGUGCGUCUUACGUAGCUCGCUAAGCCCCGCCCCCGGCCUGGCUCUCACGCACCAGUUACGUCUGACCGUAAAAAAUAGAAACUUCCAAGAUGGCCGAGGCCGUGGACUCCAUGCAUUUCGCAGCAAAUAGCAAAACAAAUUCCCCUAAACCCUUGAUAGCUAAACGGCCGCCGGAGAGCCGACCGCAGUCUUCCAGCGACAUUUACCCACCGCCCCCUAAGAAGGUCCGGGUGGAGGAGAAGGGCCUGAAGCACAGGAAACUGAACGGAGAGGUGUGCGCAGGGGAAAAACACAACGGGAAGCAGAGUUGUGGGAGCCCAGCGAAAUGGAGUUUCGGCCCGGCCAAGGCGAGCCACUCCACCGCCGCCGCGGUGCCCGCUACUCCCGCUCGGAAAAUAUUCAAAAUCAGCAACUUCCUCGCCUCGCCUCACAAAGUGAAAAAGGCAAAAGAGAAGCGACACAAGGAGAAAAGCAGUGAAGCGCAGCGGAGCUCAGCCGUUGGUGUGGAGAUAGUGAGCCCAGCUAGCUGCCAUACAAAGACCGAGAACGGCGACGUGAAAAUGCUACAGAGAGAUCACCGUGUGAAGGAGAAGGACAGAGAGAAGAAAAAGGAAAAGAAUAAAGAGUGGAAAAAUCACAAAUUUCCACCUGUACAUGACAUUGCAAGAGAAAACGGAGAGGUGAUUUCUCCACAGAAAGAGUCCACGGAGAAGCCCACAGCUGGUUCAGAGGAAGACCUCCUGCUGAAGAAACUCAAGAAGAAGAAGAAAAAGAAGCACAAAGAUGGCGAGCGGGUGAAGGAGAGGCACAGCCGACCCAAAAUGUACCACCGCUCAUGCCAGACAGUGUGUUCAGGAGUGUCCCUGGGUCUGCCCGAGUUCCUCAGUCGAAUUAAUGGGAACAACAGCAUUAACAGCAGCAGUCUACUCCACACUACCACUGCACAACCACAACACCAGGAUCCUCCUGUUGCUGCCGCUACCUCUGCCUCCAUCUCCUCCAUGGUCAGGGACCGGCUCGGCUACAGCUCCCCGCUCCACUGCACCCCAGCACCGGGCCUACCUGGUCUGGAGUUUGGCCACCUGAUCCACAUCGAGCAGCAGGCCAACGGAGGGGCGUCUGUGGUGCACGCCUACACUGAGCAGCUCUCCUACCUGUCUCCGGCUGAGAUGCAGCGUUUCGCCCAGGAGUUUGUGACCCUGUCGUUCAGCGAGGACGAGGCCCAGGCUGCGUGUUUUGUGAUGGGAAUCAUCCAUGGAGCGGCGUCCUACCUCCCAGACUUCCUGGACUACUUCUCCUACAAGUUCCCCAAUGCGCCAGUGAAGAUGGAGGUGCUGGGGAAGAAGGACAUCGAGACGACAACCAUGGUCAACUUCCACUCUCAGGUGAAGCGGACAUAUUCCCAGGGAACGUACCGUGCUGGGGCCAUGCGGCAGGUCAGUCUGGUCGGGGCUGUGGACGAAGAGGUUGGAGACUACUUCCCCGAGUUCAUCAGCAUGUUAGAGGAAUCUCCUUUUCUGGAGCGGACUCUGCCCUGGGGAACAUUCUCCAGUCUGCGGCUGCAGAGCCCCACUGAGAGUGACGACGGCCCCAUCAUGUGGGUCAGACCUGGAGAACAGAUGAUCCCUAUGGCGGACAUGCCAAAAUCACCCUUCAAAAGGAAAAGGUCCACCAAUGAGAUAAAGAACCUGCAAUAUCUACCCAGAGCCAGCGAGCCCAGGGAGAUGCUGUUUGAGGACCGGACGAGAGCCCACGCUGACCACAUCGGUCAGGGGUUUGAGAGACAAACUACUGCUGCUGUAGGUGUGCUGAAGGCUGUGCGCUGCGGAGAGGAUUGCGCUCCUGCCCGGAUCACCAAAGAUGUUGUGUGUUUCCACGCUGGAGAUUUCCCAGAUGUGGUCAUGAGGCUGCAGCUGGACCUCCACGAACCUCCGCUGUCUCAGUGUGUACAGUGGAUCGAUGAUGCCAAGCUCAACCAGUUAAGGAGGGAGGGCAUCCGAUACGCCCGAAUCCAACUCUACCACGAUGACAUCUACUUCAUUCCCAGAGGAGUUGUCCACCAGUUCAAAACUGUGUCUGCUGUCUGCAGUCUGGCCUGGCAUAUCCGACUCAGACAGUAUCAUCAGCACGAAGAGAAGGAGGAGGAGGAAGAGGUGAAGGAAGAGAAGUGUGCACCUAGAGAAGUGGCACUUCCUAUCAAAGAAGAGGAGGAAGACGAGGAGGUUGAGGGGAAGGAGUGUGACCCUGCUGUACAGACAGUGACAAAGCUGGAGGAUGAGGAGACUGAGGAAAGGGAGGGGCUGCCCUCACAAACUCCGACACAGAUUUUCAAGGAAGAAGAGCAAGAGAACAGAGCCGAGAUAAAGGAGUUGUCAGCGACACAGUCUCUACCUUUUGUCAAGAAGGAGAGAGAUGAAGGUGUACUCACUCACACACUAAUGGAGCCUAAAGCUGAGGAAGAUGAAAAAGAGGAAGAUAAGGGAGGGGGAGAUGAAGAUGCAGACACAUGCCGGACACCGCAGAAGGGCCAUGAGGAGAGUGGAGUAGACAGUGCAUCCUUUAAGUCACUACAGCAAAUUAGGAAGGAGAACGAUGUGGAGGAAGAGAGGCAGCAAAAGACUGUACCAGGUCAAGGUCUGAAAGAGAAAACUAAAGAUAGCAUAACAAGCACUUACAACACACCACAAAUCAAAAGGGAAAAAGAUAAAAGCAAAAGAGAUAAAGAUGAAAAGGAGAGGGUUAAGAAGGACAAGGAUAGGAGUAAAGAGAAGGAAAGGGAUAAAAAGGAUAGGGUGAAAGACAGGGAUAGAGAGAAGGACAGGGUGAGAGAGCAGGAGAAAGUUAAGUCCGAGGGAGGACGAGAGGGUAAUACAUCGACACAGCCAUUGCCACAGAUAAGGAAAAAAGAGGACGAGGAGCGGACAAGAGAGGGCAGUAAAGCCUCUCAAACUUCCCUGCCUGCACAGAGAGACGAGAAGUGGGACUCAAAGACACAACCCCACGUCAAGAGAGAGAAGGAGCACGCAGGGAGCGAUAAAGAGAAGGGACAGGGAGCGUCUCACUUACGGCCAGACAGAGAGGAGGCUCGGGACGCCUGUUCGCAUAAACACAAGUCUUCACACGGGAAGAAGGAGAAAAGCGGGCACAGGGAGGGCAAGGAGGGCAACACGUCGAGUACGCAGGGGGUGCAGACAAAGUCAGGGAGAGAGGACGGGAAGACAGGCAUUCCCAAACCUGCGAACAUUCAGGUAAAGAAAGACGGAAAGAAGGAUAAAGACGUCAACAGUAAAGAGGAGAGGAAGAAGUCUGCCUCUGGUCCUGCGCCACCAGAACACAAACCACCAAGGACACUCAUCACCUUUGACCUCUUUAAGCCGAUGGAGGCUCACCAAACUCUGGCCCUUUCCUUCACAGACAGUAGGCCUAAGACCCACCAUCACAGUGACUCUCGAGGCUCUUCCUCUAAGCUUGGAUCUGACAGUCGGACAGUUGUGCCCUCUAAAGGACCAAAAGUAAAGGACACAGUGCAGGGAAAAGCUGCCACACCCGUACAGGACACUCGGCCACAGCAGCACUCGUUAAAACAGCCCCUUAAAACACACACCCCCCAAACACAGAAAGACUUCUUAAUAUGAAUGUCUAGAUGUCUAGUCUUCUUUUUUUACUGUACAACUUACGCUGAGGCUUUGUUAAAGUAUUUGAAAAUGCAUCCUUCCUUCAGACAUCAGCUGGUCUUCUUUAAUUUGUAAUAGAUGAGCGGGGUGCAUUCCAUUAUUUUGCCGACACAGCCACAUUACUCCAGUGACAUAGUGAAAAGAGGAUGCACUCUCCAAGUAUUUUAUCAGUGCCUAAGAAUGUAAGCUAAGUAGCUCACUUCACGUUUGUUAGCGAAUGUACGUAGGCUCUAUAUAAAAUGUUAUGUGACCCAUGUGUCAGUGCCUGUGCACUACUUAGCUUCGCUCUUAAAGCACCUAUUUUAGGUACUGGACUAACCAAUCUGAAAACAACCAUCCUUACUCCCUUCUAUAGGAAGUACCUACGUUCACUGUUUGGGACGUUUUAGCAAGUCACCGAGCUCCCGCUGAAAUCCUCUUUGCCAUGUUGCUUUAGUCGAUGGGGUUUGAUGUUUAUAACACUCCAAAAUGGAGCAAGUAGUUGUUUUCAGACUGGACGGUGUUUGACUCACACAGGGCUGUAAAUGAUACUGUAUGUACCAAAACUGUACAGUAUAGAUGUUAUUAGCACCAAUGUGAGAAAAUGUAUACAGAAAUUGCAUAUAUUUUUUGUAAGACAAGUUUUAUUUUCCAUGGAACUUAUUUAUAUCAUUUGUCUGUUUUUAUUUGAACCAAUGUAUGUGAAAAUUUUGUUGUAAAUACAUUUUAUUUCCUAAGAUAAGACUUGGUAGUGUGAUUUAUACUCUGAUCAGAACCUCUCAAUAAAUGGUUCAAAAAUA
Messenger RNA from Siniperca chuatsi (mandarin fish), 4677 nucleotides. RefSeq names its product lysine-specific demethylase RSBN1L-like. Bases 314 to 3859 code for a protein of 1181 amino acids. The transcript has 8 exons. The record is from RefSeq and is a predicted model, not a curated record. NCBI's taxonomy places the organism in Eukaryota, Metazoa, Chordata, Actinopteri, Centrarchiformes, Sinipercidae. Gene Ontology annotation, cellular component: nucleus.